UCUCUACUUGUACUUGCUCUUAUACAUGUAUGCAUAUAGAUGCAGUGAAUAUCCAUGUUGUGUUUGCUUGUAAAUUUUGAUUUGAGUGAAAAUGGAGCCUUCAGAGCUUGUUUUUGGGAAUUCUUGUGUACAUUGUGGUUAUAAUUCUUGCUAGUUCUGGAUUGUGCGGGGAAUUCUUGAAAAUGUUUGUAGAUCAGUGACUAGAGUAGUGUGGUAAGAGUGGUGGAUCUUGAAAUUUUGCGUUUGUUGUGUUUGGAAUUUUCGGAAUUAGGGUUGAAGUGAAGAUUUGGAAAAUGUUGGAACAUAGAGUGAAGAAAUGAGCGAGGCGGAGGUUACGAUGACAAAGCAAAAGCCAACGCCUGUUGCUGUGCCGCUGGGGACUCUGAUUGGCCGCGAGCUGCGGAAUGAGAGUAAGGUGGAGAAACCUACUGUGAAGUAUGGACAAGCCGCUCUGGCUAAGAAAGGGGAGGACUAUUUUCUGAUUAAGCCUGAUUGUCAGAGGAUUUCAGGCAGUUCGACGACCUCAUUUUCAGUUUUUGCGAUCUUUGAUGGGCAUAAUGGUAUAUCAGCUGCUAUAUUUGCAAAAGAGAAUCUGCUGAACAAUGUUUUGAGUGCAAUUCCCCAAGGACUUGGUAGGGAAGAGUGGCUUCAAGCCCUUCCUAGAGCAUUAGUUGCUGGGUUUGUGAAAACAGAUAUAGAGUUUCAGCAGAAAGGUGAAACAUCAGGUACAACUGUAACAUUUGUUGUAAUUGAUGAAUGGACUGUGACUGUUGCAUCUGUUGGGGAUUCUCGAUGCAUACUGGACACACAAGGAGGGGUUGUUUCCCUGUUGACAGUCGACCAUAGGUUGGAAGAGAAUGAGGAAGAACGAGAGCGUGUCACUGCCAGUGGUGGUGAAGUUGGAAGGCUUAAUGUCUUUGGUGGUAAUGAGGUUGGUCCACUGCGUUGCUGGCCUGGUGGGUUGUGCCUUUCGAGGUCAAUAGGUGAUACAGAUGUUGGAGAGUUUAUUGUCCCUAUACCUCAUGUUAAGCAAGUGAAGCUUUCAAAUGCUGGUGGAAGGCUUAUAAUUGCCUCUGAUGGUAUAUGGGAUGCUUUAUCAUCUGAUUUGGCUGCCCAGUCUUGCCGAGGUUUACCUGCAGAACUUGCUGCGAGGCUGGUUGUUAAGGAGGCUCUUAGGUCACGGGGUUUGAAGGAUGAUACAACCUGCUUGGUUGUUGAUAUUAUUCCUUAUGACCGACCUGCCUUACCGCCAACGCCUAUAAAGAAACAAAGUUUGUUUAGUUCACUCAUAUUUGGGAGGAAAUCACAUAACUCCAGGUCCAAUAAGCUCUCUGCAGUUGGUGUUGUGGAGGAAUUGUUUGAAGAGGGAUCCGCAAUGCUUGCAGAACGACUGGGGAAGGAUUUUCCUCUCAACUCAAGCUCUGGUAUCUUCAGAUGUGCUGUAUGCCAAGCGGAUCAGCCGCCAAGCGAGGGCUUGUCUGUUAAUUCGGGUCCCUUCUUUUCGCCUGCAUCAAAGCCGUGGGAAGGUCCAUUCCUAUGCGCAACUUGUCGUAGGAAGAAAGAUGCAAUGGAAGGAAAAAGGCUGAGUAGACCAGCGGUUAUUGCAUAAGUUCAUUAACUUAGUGAUGCUGAUAUAUAUAUAUUUUUUUGCCUGGCGUGUAAACCAUGCUCGGUUCUCAGCUGUGUUAGUUACAUGCAAUAGAUUGUGUAAGAAAUGUAGUGAGUUUUUAGGCGUUUGGUGAGCCGUCAAAGCCUCUUUUUUUUUUUCCCCCUUCUUUUGUUGAUUUAUUUGUGUUCGACUGACCAAGAGCGGAAGCUGAUCUCUAUAUAUAUGAUUGCUAACAGCUUGAAUAUGUAAGUAAUGAAUGAAAAGGUGGGUGUGCAAAUAUUAUUAGUUACUAUAAGUUGUCUCUUUCAUUUUUGAA
Molecule: messenger RNA, 1925 nt
Organism: Ipomoea triloba (trilobed morning glory)
Lineage: Eukaryota; Viridiplantae; Streptophyta; Magnoliopsida; Solanales; Convolvulaceae
Product: probable protein phosphatase 2C 5
Exons: 7
Coding region: 317-1609 (430 amino acids)
Biological process (GO): protein dephosphorylation
Molecular function (GO): protein serine/threonine phosphatase activity
Source: RefSeq, a predicted model, not a curated record